AUGCUUGAUUCUGAAUUAAAAGAAGAUGUUACAUCAAGUCAACAUAUGGAAUUAGUAAUUAGAUUUUUAAAAAGAGCUGGACAAAAUCUUUCACCACCAUUUCGUGUUGAAAUUCCAUCACGUCGACUUUGCCAAUCUGAUCAAAAACGAAUAUUAGCUAAAGAAUUAUGUGAUUUUCUUCAUUUAUAUAAUAAAGAAACCGUAUCACAAUAUCAAAAUCAAUUAUUUUCAACAAUACAAAUUGAUAAUCGUUUAUUUGAAAAUUUUCUUCGUUCAGCAUCAGAAUCUGAUCUUGAACAAAUGAUGACAACAUAUAUGAAAAAUAAUAAAAAUUCAGCUAUUCAUUUGGGUGUUAAUCCAAAAAUAAUUAAAUUAAAUUCAACAAAUCAAAAUCAAAAUCAACAAGGUUCAGAUAUAGGAGCUGAUCAACAAGCUCAAACUAUUUUACCUAAACAAUCUAUUGAAGAUAAAACAAUAACAUUUAUUCAAACAAUAUCAUCAAAUGAACAAUCAAAUCAAAAAUGGGCAACAUUAACUACACAAAAUGAUCCACAAAAACGUUUAUUAAGAGCAUCAAGUGCAUCAAGACAAAGAACUUCUCAAAAAAAACAAGAUGACAUUUAUAAACUUUAUGGAGUUUCAAGACCUCUUUCAGCUGUUGUUCAACAUAGAAAACAAUUGCCAUCAACAGGAUCAUCUGUGCCUCCUACUAAAUUAUUAAUUCGAGAACGACCAAAUUCAGCAAAUGUUACAGGCGAACAAGAAGAAAAAAGAGAUUUUGUUGAACAAUUAAAUGAAUUAUCACUAAAACAACAUCAUCGACAAUAUUCUGGUCUUCAUCGUUUGAAUGUAUUUCAUAGUCGUUCAUCAUCAGUUGAACCUCAACAACAAACAAAUGUAACAAUUAUUAAUGAUUGUGAAAAUCUAUCUGAAACAAGUAAAGAAGAAGAAAUUCUUGAAAAAAGUCGACAAAUGCUUGAAGAAAGUAAAGUUAAAAAUGAACAAUUAGCUGAACAAGCUAAAGUAUUUCAACGAACAUUACAAAGAAAUGAAAUAUAUUCUGCAUUAAAUCGUUUUUCAACUCGUCCACCUAUUUAUCCAACUGUUGUUAAAGAAACACGAAAUUCUUCAAAUAGAUUUCAACAAUUAAAAAUAAAUCCAACAGUAUCAUUAAUAAAUGAUCAACAUCGAGUUAAAUCAGCUAAUUCUUCACAAGAUUAG
This is a messenger RNA of Rotaria sp. Silwood2, 1221 nucleotides long. The record is from the annotation of a GenBank genome assembly. Lineage: Eukaryota; Metazoa; Rotifera; Eurotatoria; Philodinida; Philodinidae.